Messenger RNA from Arabidopsis arenosa, 1553 nucleotides. The record is from the annotation of a GenBank genome assembly. Lineage: Eukaryota; Viridiplantae; Streptophyta; Magnoliopsida; Brassicales; Brassicaceae.
UCUCUAUAUAUAAAUUCUUGUCUUUCAACUUUCAGAGCAACGUUGAGUAGAUUUAUCACACGCCUUGACCUUCUCAUCCAACGGUCAUUAUUCACUCCAAACCUCCUCUGUUUCUUCUUCUUCUUCCAAAUAUCUCUCAGAAGCCAAAACAUCUCUCUUUCGUUAUGGCUUCACUUCUUUCUCUUCUUCUUCUUCUUCUAUUGCUCACUUUAUCUUCAGCAGAGUCUAAGACUUUUUGGGGUGAUGUGGCAGCUCUCAAAGACUUGAAGAACUCAGUGGAUACCAAAUCCAUGAGUCCAGGCUCUUGUCUGAGUUCUUGGGAUUUCUCAUUCGAUCCAUGCGACAAUAUAUUCAGUGACACAUUCACUUGUGGGUUCCGCUGCGACUCUGUCGUUUCCGGAUUGGCUCGGGUCACGGAGCUCAGUCUGGACCAAGCCGGUUACUCGGGCUCCCUCUCCUCCGUCUCCUUCAACUUUCCUUAUCUCCAGACCCUCGAUCUAUCCGGCAACUACUUCUCCGGUCCACUUCCCGACUCGCUCUCCAAUCUCACCCGUCUCACCCGCCUCGCCGUCUCCGGAAACUCCUUCUCAGGAUCCAUACCCGAUUCAGUCGGGUCGAUGACGGUUCUUGAGGAGCUCGUCCUAGAUAGCAACCGCCUCGACGGCUCCAUUCCGGCGAGCUUCAACGGCCUUUCCAGCCUAAAACGUCUAGAAAUCCAGUUAAACAACAUUUCCGGCGAAUUCCCCGAUCUGAGCUCACUCAAAAACCUAUACUACCUGGACGCGAGCGAUAACCGCAUCUUUGGUCGGAUCCCAUCAUCGUUACCAGAAUCUAUAGUCCAAAUCUCCAUGCGAAACAACCUCAUCCAAGGAACGAUCCCGGAAAGCUUCAAACUUUUAAACUCUCUCCAAGUAAUCGAUCUUAGCCACAACAAACUCAGUGGCUCAAUCCCAUCAUUCAUUUUCACUCAUCAGUCUCUGCAACAGCUAACACUCUCCUUCAAUGGAUUCUCCUCAUUAGAUUCACCCUACUAUUCCCCUUUGGGUCUCCCCAGCGAGCUCAUAUCCGUAGAUCUCAGCAACAAUCAGAUCCAAGGCGCGUUACCUCUGUUCAUGGGUCUAUCACCAAAGCUCUCAGCUCUGUCGUUAGAGAACAACAACUUCUUUGGUAUGAUUCCGACCCAGUACGUCUGGAAACUCGUAUCUCCCGGAUCCGAAUUCGCCGGGUUUCAGAGACUAUUACUAGGCGGGAAUUUCUUAUUCGGAGUCGUACCGGGUCCUUUGAUGGCGAUGAAGCCUGGAUCAGCGAACGUACAACUCGCCGGAAACUGCUUCUCGUGGUGUCCGGCGACGUUAUUCUUCUGUCAAGGGCAAGAACAGAGAUCUCCUACGGAAUGCAGAAAGUUUAGCCGCGUCAUCCCAUGAUCUUCUCUUUUCUUGUUUUAGCCGGUCGGCUCGAGUUGGAUCUUCUUAGUAGGGUUUUUCGGGCAAUUGCUUAGCCCGAUAAUUUCAUCGGUAUAAUUGUGAUUAAUUUAAUAAAAUUGCCGUUGGUAG